AUGAUAGUCCCACAGCUCACAUAUUACCUGUACAAGAAGGUUCAUGUAGAAGAGAAACUAGCUGUCAUGCUACUGUUAGCUAUUAGCUGUCGUGAAAGCAGCGAAACAAUACUUAAGAUAAUGAGUUAUGCGGAUAAACCAGAGGACGUAACAAGGGAGGAAUGGAUGGAUAAGAUCAACAAUGUCCACAUCCAGAGAGCGGACAUGAACAGACUGAUUAUGAAUUACUUAGUGACUGAGGGCUUUAAGGAGGCUGCAGAGAAGUUUCGAAUGGAGUCUGGGAUUGAGCCUUGUGUAGAUUUAGACUCUCUUAACGAACGGAUUAAGAUCAGGGAGAUGAUCCUGAAAGGGCAAAUCCAGGAUGCUAUUGCACUUCUCAACAGCUUGCAUCCAGAACUGCUUGACACCAAUCGUUAUCUCUACUUUCAUAUGCAGCAACAACACCUCAUAGAGCUCAUUCGGUUACGGGAGACUGAAGCGGCCCUCGAGUUUGCCCAGGCACAGUUAGCGGAGCAAGGCGAGGAAAGCAGAGAAUGUCUGACUGAAAUGGAAAGGACACUUGCUCUAUUGGCAUUUGACAACCCUGAGGAAUCCCCUUUUGGAGAUUUGCUCAAUAUGAUUCAAAGACAAAAGGUAUGGAGUGAAGUAAAUCAGUCUGUACUAGACUAUGAAAACAGAGAAUCUACUCCUAAGCUCGCCAAGCUCCUUAAGCUCCUACUGUGGGCUCAAAAUGAGCUGGACCAAAAGAAAGUCAAGUACCCCAAAAUGACAGAUCUCAGCAAAGGCACCAUUGAAGACCUGAAAUGA
This is a messenger RNA of Knipowitschia caucasica, 807 nucleotides long. The record is from the annotation of a GenBank genome assembly. Lineage: Eukaryota; Metazoa; Chordata; Actinopteri; Gobiiformes; Gobiidae.